AUGUGUGUUUUAGAGGACACAUUUCCUUUUGAGAAAUACCGAGUGAUCGUGAAAACACGCGAUACCAUGCGCCAAGAAGAAAUGGCAGCUCACCUCAUCGCUGAAAUUGAUUCCAUUCUAAAAGCAGAUAAAAUUCCUUCUAUUUUACAGUGCUAUGAAGUAUUAGCAUUUUCGGAUCAUGAUGGAAUGAUCGACUAUUUGGAUGGUUUUUUGUCACUACAUGAGAUUAAAAAGACUAUUAAUGAGCUUGGGUUUGAUAGUCUAGGAGGUUAUUUUGCAGAGGUGUUUCGAGAAAGACCUGACUCAUUUCGGAAGUUUCGAACCAAUUUCAUUCGCUCGCUUGCGGCUUACUCGAUUGUUUGUUAUGUUUUGCAAGUCAAAGACAGAAAUGACGGCAAUAUCUUGAUGGACAAGCAUGGCAUUCUUGUCCACAUUGAUUUUGGCUUUAUUCUUUCAAACUAUCCGGGAAAUAUACGAUUUGAGACGGCACCCUUUAAACUCACCAACGAUAUGGUAUUCUGA
This is a messenger RNA of Blastocystis hominis, 522 nucleotides long. RefSeq lists its product as hypothetical. Gene Ontology annotation, biological process: phosphatidylinositol-mediated signaling; phosphatidylinositol phosphate biosynthetic process. Gene Ontology annotation, cellular component: cytoplasm; membrane. The transcript is spliced from 3 exons. Bases 1 to 522 code for a protein of 173 amino acids. The record is from RefSeq and is a predicted model, not a curated record. Gene Ontology annotation, molecular function: 1-phosphatidylinositol 4-kinase activity. Lineage: Eukaryota; Bigyra; Opalinata; Blastocystidae.